UAUAUACAAGUCUGUGAUUGAUAUAGAUAGAUAGGUAAUCAGUUGUAUUCAACCGCGAACGCGUACGUUGUUUUCCUCGCAGCGUCCGAAUCCGCUAUGUAAAUUAUCUUCCCCAACUGACUGCGUCCUAAAUGAUGCACCAUUAUUCGUAACGAUGCUUUGCGUGAGGUACAGCAGGAAGCACGGUACUUCGUUGCUGUCCAAUUUGCUCCCAAAGGCCCUUCAUUCGCGUCGCGGUGACAGAAAUACGAGUUCCUACAAGGCAAUCAAGGUCAAUGACGACUCCUUGGACGCAGAUAUUGACAGCAGCGUCCUGGGUACCAACUCCAACUGGGAGCUGUUGACGCCGAGAGGCUUCCGUUUUUAUCUUCCUGGAAGUGUAGGACCUGCCUGGCUAGAUGCUACAACCACUGCCCAAGUCAAGACCCACUUCGUCGUCGAUCUGUCCAGUGAAGAGGCGUUUAUGGAAUCCUUGAACGACAAAGUUAGCUGUCGUAGAAACGGUUUCGGGGACUGGAAGGCGAUACGGCCGAUGUUGGACUGCGUAGCGCAAGAAUGUCCAAUCCUGCUGCGGAAGAGCAUAGAGGAAUUGUUUCCAGGAUCCUUGGACGCAGUCUCGUCACAUCUCACCAUUAUAACUAUUAAUCAGAGAGCGAAUCCUAAAUCGAUGCGAUGGCGCAAGGAGAUCGAAACGGAGAAGCUAGCCAAAUAUUUUGUUUUAGCAGCCUCGGACAUAUGUACGAAGCUCAAAAUGAUCGGUUACUGGGCGGACUUCAUUAACCCUUUUAGCGGGCAGCCGCACCUGAAUCCACGGAAGGGCGCCAAUUUAUAUGAGACCGAUCAACGAUUCCGCUGCGUAGGAUUUAAAGUAGAACAAAGAAGCAAUUGCAGAAUUAUCGCGUCCGAUAAUAGUCUAAAACAUUUUAUCGGAAGCCUUUUUACCACAGCGCCGGCGAGCACGGAGUUUCUGAAGCAAAUAAUAAACAUUGAUAACGAUAACGAGAAUCAAUAAACAUAAAGUGUGUACAUAAUGAAGGAGAAUUAGUUAUGUUAAUAUGUUUAAUAUGAUAGAGUUUUUUCUAUCGUAUAAAGUUAUACACAUAAGAAUGUGUAUAACUUACGCAUGAUUGAAAAGUGUCUCCGAGGUAAAUGUGAUCAUUCUCAGUCAUGCGCUGGAGCAGCGUUCUUCUGAUCUCUCUCUUCCGAUCAUGAGGGAUUCACGUUUGUCUGAUAUAGAAUUAACGUUUUGUGUUCUAAUGAAAUAAAUUAUAAUUAAAUUAUGUUUGAACUACUGGGAAGAUGGAAUGGAAGGCCUCUCGGCAAUUAGCAGCUCGACAGAUUUCGUUUGGAGGAGUAACCUUUUAAUAGCCAUGGAUAAAAUAUUUUUUUAUUCAUGUAACGCCUGUAAAUUCCUAUGUAAAUUCAGAAAACUACCUAUAAAAUUGUUAAUUCCUA
Molecule: messenger RNA, 1455 nt
Organism: Ooceraea biroi (clonal raider ant)
Lineage: Eukaryota; Metazoa; Arthropoda; Insecta; Hymenoptera; Formicidae
Product: methylmalonic aciduria and homocystinuria type D homolog, mitochondrial
Biological process (GO): cobalamin metabolic process
Cellular component (GO): mitochondrion
Source: RefSeq, a predicted model, not a curated record